AUGGAAUCACCACACAGACCACAGCAGCAAUCACCGCCGCCGCCGGUAGAGCCGUCUGCUCCCCAGCCUCUGCAUACUCACUUCCCGCAGUCGACGUCGUUGCCUCUUCGCACCGCCAGCAGCACACCGGUCUCGUCACCGGGUCUCUUCAGUCCAACGGCCUCUCGACACAACCUCAACUCUCUUCCCUACACCUCAGUCUCCGAGUGUAAUACGCCUGCUCCAAUUGGCAGCAGCCCGUUUCUGCACCCGCUACAGACUCAUCGAGUCAGAGAAACCCACAAGGCCCUGAUCGACUCUGAUAAUAUCACUGGCCGCAAGUCCAUCAACCAGUAUGAAGUCAUCGAGGAAAUUGGUCGUGGCAUGCAUGGCAAAGUUAAGCUGGCUCGAAAUCUCGAAACGGGCGACAAUGUCGCCAUCAAAAUCAUCCCUCGCUUCUCCAAGAAGCGACGACUGGGCAAAGUGACCGCCCUGUCGCCACAAGACAAGACCAAGAAGGAAAUUGCCAUUCUCAAGAAAAUCCGUCACCCCAAUGUCGUUGCCUUACUCGAAGUCAUUGACGACCCAGAACUCAAGAAAAUCUACAUGGUCCUUGAGCAUGUAGAGCUUGGUGAGAUUGUCUGGCGCAAGAAGGGCUUGCCACACAUUUGUCAGUAUGAGCGACGACGAGUUGAACGAGAAAUGGGCGGCCCUGCACCGACCGCCGAGGAGGAACAAUAUCACCAAAUCCUCGAACGCCGACAAGCCAUCAAGGAACUAAAGCGGGCGAAGAUGGCGCAAACUUUUGCAGGCCCAUCCGACUACUGGAGCGUCGAGCACGGUGCCGCUGAUGAGGGUAGCAGUGUCGGACACUGGUCUCGCAUCUCCUCUCGUGAAGACUUUGCUAUUACCGACGGGCCAUCUUCACCCUCGGGCUCCCGACGCUCCUCUCUGGCGCCCUCCAGAUCAAUGUCGAUUGCCUCAACUGGCCUGAUGCCCUCCGAGCUUGCUGAGGAUAUCUCAUGGGUCGACGAUAUGGAAACACCUGGCCCUCUGCACUCAGCUCCGGGCUCGACCGCCGCACUCGACGGUACCAUGUACGGAGCGUACGCUGAGGACGGCUCGCGAGAAGGAUUUCGAGAGCGAUCCCCGAGCAUGGCUGAUUCCAUCAUCUCCCACAUGUCUUCUGUCGAUUAUAACCCUUACGCGCAUGAUCCUUUUGCCGAAGACUAUUCUUUCGUCCCAUGCUUCACCUUUGAUCAGGCCCGAUCUACAUUCCGUGAUACUGUGUUGGGUCUAGAGUACCUCCAUUAUCAAGGCGUUGUCCAUCGAGACAUCAAACCGGCCAACCUACUCUGGACAAGAGAGCACCGCGUGAAAAUAUCCGACUUUGGAGUUUCUUACUUUGGUCGCCCUAUUCGUGAUGGCGAACCUGACGACACCGUGUCCGAGUCUGAAGCUAAGGACUUUGACGACGAUCUCGAACUAGCCAAGACGGUUGGCACUCCAGCUUUCUUCGCACCCGAGCUGUGCUAUACCGAUAUCGACAGCCACAAUCAGCCAAAAGUGUCGGAGCAGAUUGAUGUUUGGUCACUCGGCGUGACCUUGUACUGUCUCAUCUUUGCCCGUAUUCCGUUUUUGGCUGAAGAUGAAUUUCAAAUGUUCCGCAAGAUUGCUACAGAAGAAGUUCACAUCCCUCGCCGCCGCUUAAAACCUGUCGACCCUUCCACGUCGCCAGCGGAGCACUCCCUCUACAAGCGACAAAACGCACACCCAUACCGAGAUGACAAUGACUUGGAGUAUGAGGAUGUGGACAAUCUGCUGUAUGAUCUUCUUCGACUGAUGUUGACCAAAAAUCCCGAAAAGAGGAUUCGUCUGCGGGAUAUCAAACGACAUCCAUGGGUUGUCCAAGGCAUCAACAAUGUCGUGGGUUGGCUUGAUGACACUGAUCCAGCGCGACCUUCACAGGGCAGGAAGAUUCAAGUUGAUGAGAAGGAUAUGUCAUAUGCUGUCGUUCCUCUCACAUUUUUGGAACGCGCUCGAUCAGUCAUGAAAAAGGCUGUUGGUAAGGUGAUUCAUCCCCUUGUGGAACGCAGCGACAGCAGGUCACGCAGGAGAGCAACAAGUAGCGUGGCCAGCUCUGCCGGGGACAGCAUGUUCAGACCCACCGGCCCUGCCUUUCAUCCCAGCUUUGAGCGACGCCCUAGUCUCCGUGGUGAAGAUUACUUUGGCACAAGUGGCAAGGACGGCCUAGGAGGGCCCAGUCACCCGACGACCACUGCUACGUCGACUGCUACAGUCCAUGCCGAUGGCGCAUACGAUCCUCUCGCAACGGUCCUACGGUCAAGCGAAACGCCCAAGGAGCAACAUCAUCACCUCUGGACUGCUCCUGGGAAGCAUGCAAACAAUGGCAACACGGACUUCUCCGCUGCAACAGCCUGUUCUCGACGGUUUCAGCGCCACGUUGGCCAUAGCAGACUCGCGCCACAAUUCUUACAACUAGCCCCAGCCCUUCCUGAAACGCAGUCUACUCCGGUCACGCCUCAUGCGGAUGUGCAUCCCCAGCUUCACCGGGAUGGAAGCCGCAGGUCCCGAGCACUCGAAUCCCAAAGCGAAGCUAACUCGAGGUCUGCGUCCGCCGAACGAGGUCUCUUCAUGAGCGUGGACAAGCAUACCCAUGGGUCUUCUUCCGUUUCGCCAGCGACUGCGACGGGAACCAUACACCGCCAUCCCGGACCCAUCAAGUCUCUCGAUCUAGGAAGAGGCAGUCGAGGAUACGGCGCCUAUUCCCCGUUGUCCUCAUCACCACAAGCCAGCACUGCGUCGUAUCAGCAUGGGCACCCUCGGUCGGAUUCAAAUCUUCAAAAACAGUUCGGCACCAGUACCAGUACUCACCGGACCGCCACAGUAAAAGGACAUGAAGGCGGUCACCCCCAGGUGGAACAUCAUGCAAAUAUGUCGUCGAGCCCCGAAACAAUUCAAGCAGCUGUCGAGCCUCUGUGCGAGUCGCAAAUCUUGUCUCCGCCGAAGGUGGAGGCAGAGCCUGCCAGUAUCCCCUGCCCCCCCUCCCCAGGUUCACAAGACUGGCCACAGCAUCCGAUAGCCCCAUGCAGAGGAGAUACUAUGACGACGACCAAGUCAUCUAGCAUGGAGUCGAUGGAUGGCCUGGGAACACCUCUCACAAGCCCGAGUGAGACGACUAGUCCCGUGCACGCGGAACCUCCCAAGACAGCAUCAGCACAGAUGCUUGUGUUCCAGUCGGAUCCCUCCCUUCCCGCUCUUCUCAGUGGCGCUAGUUCCGUCUCUGCCGACAUGGAAGCAGAGCUUUUGGCAAGAGCUGGGGCAAGUGGACAGGUGUCGCGGCACGAGGGGUCAUCUGAAGCAAUAACACCACCCGCACUGGUGAAAGAGCCCGCCAAUGGGUUUCCCAUGACUCCAAUGUUUGAGCAUUCUCAGAGCAUGGGCAGCGACUCUCUGCGGCUGCAACUUGAUGACGACAGCAAAACACAUUCACCUGAAGACAUGGAUUCGCCGACGCCUCACGUUGACGAGGACGAAGACAGCGACGAUGGUAUUUUCUUGAUGGCGAAGUCCAAGAAGAAGGCGUCACCUACAAGUGCCUCUCAGUCUCCGCGGCCCUUUGAGGCCAGGAGGCGAGACACAGGCGCGAGCACCGCCAGCAACGAGACGGCCAAGAAGGUGUCUGUCUAUGGCGGAGAUGCCAUGUUUCACUCGGAGCCGUAG
This is a messenger RNA of Pochonia chlamydosporia 170, 3723 nucleotides long. RefSeq names its product serine/threonine-protein kinase ssp1. Gene Ontology annotation, molecular function: ATP binding; protein kinase activity. Bases 1 to 3723 code for a protein of 1240 amino acids. NCBI's taxonomy places the organism in Eukaryota, Fungi, Ascomycota, Sordariomycetes, Hypocreales, Clavicipitaceae. The record is from RefSeq and is a predicted model, not a curated record. The transcript has 2 exons. Gene Ontology annotation, biological process: protein phosphorylation.